UCUGCGAUCCGGAGUAAAAGCGAAAAUGUAAACUCCUCGCCGCGUUAGUGCGCUACCAAUUUUCGUUUAGUAAACAACGGUCUCCUCGAGGUUUUGCCUUGCCGACUCCUCGAGCCGUUAGGCACAGUUUGGAAGCAGUCCAGGCGGGUGAACAUAAGCUAUACAAAUUUUGCUGAUCUUCGAAACGCGCGAGAGCCGUCCUGCAGAUAGCUGCUACUCCCCGAAUGCUGAUCAACUUUCGUCGUGCGGCAAAACAGUGUGGAAAACUUUCUCUGGGAUUUCGUAAAUAUUGAACCACUUGGAUGGUAAUAUUUACUAUCCUCCGAUAUUUACUAUAACGGGGCGGACACAGGUGGAUUAUCGCGCAGCGCGGUCCGAUGGAAUUGUUUGGAAAAUAUUCGUGCCGGGGAAAAUAUUUUGCAGUUUCAGUAGAGUGCGACGCUAGUGAAUAGGAAGCGAGAAAAAAAAGUUACCCGAUAGUGUUAUCGUGUUAGGAGAAAAAAUUAGAGUGAAACGGAUUACGAUAAGUUUGGAGUGAUUGUGGAGGGAAAAAUACGUAAUUUGAAAAAGUGUACAGAGUAGAGAAUAUUUCCAUCGGUGUGUAGCGUAAUACGCCGGGGACUUCCGAUCAACAAGUGAGCUGGAAACUAUUCAUUGCGUCACUUCAGAAAACUUUUCAAAAAUUCUCAUCGGAAGUGAAAUAGACUACAUGUUGGCGACAACAGCCGCCAACAGCGACAUGGCGCCGCCUGACGGGCCGAUGCAGUACGACACCAAAUGGUCAACAAUGAAUUUGAUAAAUCUACCCAAAAUAAAGCAGGAGAAUUUCAACGGGUUAGGUCCGUUAGUAACCCUACCUGCUUACGAGCAGGUCAAAUCCCCCGGAACGCCCCAACUGCCCACGGUUAUCGAAAGGGUUCACGAGGAUUCGGAGAAUGCGGAUGCGAACGGCUCUGUCGGUACCACGAUCAAGUCGGACGAGAUUACGGCCAACGGUAUGGUCUGUGAUGAAAGGGGUACACACACAAGCUCAUCGAGUCCAACGGGAGCAAACCGAAACACAAACGCCAAGCCACCGUAUAGUUAUGUGGCAUUGAUUGCCAUGGCGAUUCAGAGUUCCCAAAUGAAACGUGCGACUCUGAGUGAAAUCUACAGCUACAUAACAACCCGCUUUCCGUACUUCGAGAAGAACAAAAAGGGUUGGCAGAAUUCGAUCCGACACAAUCUCAGCCUGAACGAGUGCUUCGUGAAGAUUCCCCGCGAGGGUGGAGGCGAACGGAAGGGCAACUACUGGACGCUGGACCCACAGUACGAGGACAUGUUUGAGAACGGAAACUACAAGCGCCGAAGGCGCAUGAAGCGCCCUUAUCGCACCGGACACUACUCCAAGAUGUUUGGGGAUUCGUACAUGGCGAAUGCCGGAAAUUUCAGCCACAGACCGGUGUUCGCACAAAGUCCCUACCAGACGUAUCCGCGAUACGAUACAGGGACGACUUGGAUGCCUGCGCCCCAACUCGGCUCGUACACGACUUGCUCGACCCGAUCGAACUACUCAUACUCAACGCCGCUACAACAGCCGGUCCAACCUGUGACGAUAAACACCUACGGAUCGUUGUCCAACAAUUUAGUUUCUGGCAGCACGCCCCCGCCAUGCCCGCGAAGGUUCGAACCAUACUAUUCACACUGGGAUACAGCAAGUGAGUAUCAGGUGGUCCAAUAAGUACUGUCAAACGGCUACUGUCAAAAUUUCAGCCGAAUCGGACUCAUAGUUUUGUUUUAACCGUGUGUGGAAGCAGGCGUGUCCGCGGAUUUUAGAAAAAUGGAAAAAAUGGAAAUUCCGCCGUCGCCUCGGCCAAAUUGGUCGAAUUGCACUACGAACUGCUGCCCCAUCCGCCGUAUUCUUCAGAUUUGGCCCCGUGCGACUUUUUUUUUGUUUCCAACCUUGGAAAAGUCACUCACCGGGCAGAAAUUUGAGUCGAAUGAGGAGGUCUUCGCCGCCACAGAGGCCUACUUUGCGGACCUCGAGAAAACGUAUUUUUCUGAUGGAUUAAAGAAGUUGGAGUAUCGCUGGGUCAAGUGUAUCGAGCUAAAAGGAGACUAUGUUGAGAAAUAAAUCGCCAAUGUUCCCAAAUUUUUUUUUUUUUUUGUAUGCUAAGAACUUAUCGGACUGCCCUUGUAAUAUAUGAUUAUUGUGAAAAUCUACACAAUCAUGAGAAGUGAAUAAUGGAAUCAAAUUGAACAUUUUUAUUUCAUUCUUCCGAGGAGGCGAUCUGGCGUAGUGGUAACAUCCAUGCCUCUCACGCUAAAGGUCACGAGUUCAAUUCUCACUCCCGACAUUCUUCCUAAAAUGGAAGUAAAAGUGACGAACCAGCCAAAUGAGUUGAAAAUCACUAUAAUACAGAUAAAAAAAAAAAAAAAAAAUCAUUCUUCCGUCAUAUACAAGGUAUGCGAAUUGAGAUCGUUCGGUUGAUGUUUCAAAUGUUGCUAGCAGGGUGUUAUGCAUUCCUUCGAUUUGACAUAUAUGAAUUUUUCUCAUUCGACAUUAAAGUUCGAAAAUAUGUUGGAGUCAUUCUGCUGAAAAGUAUCUUGUUUGUUCAUCGUAUAAAAAAAAGACAAGUAAAGAGCAUUUGCGGCAUUCAAUACUUUGGUUUUUUCAUGUGAAGCUUAUUGUGAAAAUGAUCCAACAGUGAAAACAUGUGACAGAUGUGAUGAGAUGGUUUCGGUAAUUCAAACAUGGUUGUUGUUGUUGUUGUUACAGCAAAACAGUUUGAAGACGAGGAAUUGCGGGAGUUGUUGGAUGCAAACACAACCCAAACAUUGCAAAAUUGAUGGAAACAUUGGAUGUGGGAUGUAGCCCAUCAUUUGAAAGCUACAGGAAAGAUACUCGCUCGGAUAGAGGCUCGGAAAAUGGGUGUUACACAAAUUGAGCGAAAGAAAAAUGCUUCUUCAACAGUCUUUUGGUGCCAGUUUUGCAUCGGAUUGUCAUUGGCGACGAAAAAUUGAUUUUUUCAAGAAACCAUGCGCAAAAGACCGUAAUGGGCCCGAUAUGUACGAUAUGUGCCUAAAAAAACCAGAGUUCAGAUUAAAAAUAUUGUCAAAAAGAUUCCCAUACCGGGAAUCGAACCCGGGCCUUCCGGGUGAGAGCCGGAUAUCCUAACCACUAGACAAUAUGGGAGUAGAUGAUAAGGCACUAUUUUAACAUCACAAUAUCAGUUUUUCAUUAUAAAGUUCAUUGUAGGGGCGGUGGGGUUAAUACGGACAUGUUAAGAAGAACUUCAAUUAUAUCUUUGGAAACUCAUGUUUCAUAAAACUCUAAUGCAACUCUAAUGUUUCUUGUAAUUCAAUAUUCUGUUUUUCUACCUAAUUGGCCAAAUAUUUAUCAAAAAAGGGGUUUUCAAUGUUUUUACUGAAAUAAAAACAGACCGAACGGACAUGUAGUGGAGGGAAUAUAGACAGGUUUGUAAUAUACGAAGCGUAGAGGUUUAUCGCACGUGAGAGGCAUAAUUUUAUUCAAUCAAGGUCUGAACUCAUCACGAAUACUCGACAAAGGAUGAAAAAUUCAAAUUAAUCCAUCUAGAAGUGAUAUUGUGCAGCAGUGUAAACGGACAGACCCUCAACUAUUUUGCGUUUGGUUCCAGUCAGCUUCUAAUCAGUCCACAUCGAUUUCGUAUCAAUUCAAGUGCAGUAAAUAUUCGCUAAAUGGGGUGGUAAUUCAACCCAAUUUUCGAAUUUCACUCUCUAACUGAGCUGCAAAACAGCAAAAGCAAAAUCUAAAAUUGAAUGUGACCCCUAUUAUAGAUUCAUAAAUGGACUACAGCCCAGCUAACGCACGCCCUGUUAAAAAGUAAAGGGUGUGUCACAUCAAAUUGCAUCACGGAAAAAACGCUGUAGAAAUUCGCCCAGUAGACCGAUCCUUUUUGAUAAUUUUAGACAGUAAAAUAAAAACUAAUAAACAACUUUUGGCAUUUUCUUUUUAUUCAUACUUCGAGCCCAAGCCCGUAUGCUCGCACCCUCCUCUUUACCCCGUCCAUAAGGUUCUGUACAACGUCAGGUUGUAGUUUUUUUUGAACAGAAAUCCAUUUUCUCUUGAAGUCCGCCUCCGAUUUGA
Molecule: messenger RNA, 4108 nt
Organism: Toxorhynchites rutilus septentrionalis
Lineage: Eukaryota; Metazoa; Arthropoda; Insecta; Diptera; Culicidae
Product: forkhead box protein fkh-2-like
Exons: 10
Coding region: 710-1720 (336 amino acids)
Biological process (GO): cell differentiation; regulation of transcription by RNA polymerase II; anatomical structure morphogenesis
Molecular function (GO): DNA-binding transcription factor activity, RNA polymerase II-specific; RNA polymerase II cis-regulatory region sequence-specific DNA binding
Source: RefSeq, a predicted model, not a curated record